Camponotus floridanus (Florida carpenter ant) is the source of this 10497-nucleotide messenger RNA. It is a transcript of the gene Tet, whose product is annotated as DNA N6-methyl adenine demethylase. The record is from RefSeq and is a predicted model, not a curated record. Gene Ontology annotation, molecular function: DNA binding; zinc ion binding; DNA 5-methylcytosine dioxygenase activity. Lineage: Eukaryota; Metazoa; Arthropoda; Insecta; Hymenoptera; Formicidae. Gene Ontology annotation, cellular component: nucleus. Gene Ontology annotation, biological process: oxidative demethylation; positive regulation of transcription by RNA polymerase II.
CACGGCAUGCACGUAUCGUGCUGCGAAAGUUUUACGGGUCUCGCGGUGCGUCAAACGAGAAACGUGUUCGUGUGCCGACGCCGACGUCGGCGUCGUCGUCGAGACGCGUGAGAACGCGGGGCAGCGACGAGUCUGGCGCGUCCCUUACCCCGAAAGAAAUCCGCUUCUUCCUAGGCUCGACUUACGCACGCAGCGCGUGUGUGUGUAUGUGUGUGCGUGCGUGCGUGCGUGCGUGCGUGCGUGCGUGUGGGAAACAGAUCGUACAAAUCAACCGCCUUCUAACAAGCCACAUUAACCUCAAGUGAUUUCUAUUUUCUUACGAAGCGCGAAAGAAAUAUGUAAUUAGUAUGUUUAUAUUGACGUAAAGAAAAACCACACAAAAAGAAGAUAUUCCAAGAGCUUAGGUUCAGAAGAAGACAAAAGAUUAAGAGCUAUAUUAUCUAAUAAGUGUACAAAGUAUAUCUAACGAGAAAGGGGGAAGAAACAGAUAAAUUAAACAACUCCGCCAGUGCCAAAUCGAGGAAGAAAGCAAGGUGAAAGUGAUCGUUGUAACAGAGAGAAACGGAAAGAAGAUAGCGAAAAAGUAGAAUAAAGUAGAGCAAGAUUUAUUUUAUCCUGGAAUAAAUAAAGUAACUCUUUAGGCACAUACAGUGUUAUCUACAAAUUUCUUAAAAAUAAACAAACAAGUGCAAAAGCGGCAGCGAUAAUAGAAGGAAAAAACAAGAGAGAGGAAGAGAGAGAACAGACAAGGUAAUAUACAGUGCGAGGGCAGGACCGUAAACCAAAGAAUCUACCAUUUUUUUCUAUUCAUUGAAUAACAUAAUCUCUCGUCAGGUGAAAUAAUAGUGAGACACACACACACCGAUUCCUUCGUCAGAACCGAUUAAGAGUUAAGCGAGCCGGCGCCGUUUUGUAAAGGUUUAUAGAAAUAGCCGUAAAAUAUAAGUGCAUUUUUUAAACUGGACGCGUCACGUGACAGAUUUUCGCCAAGCGAAAGGAAGAAGAAGCAGACAAAGGGAGGAAUCAACCAGAUUCGCUUGAACACUCCCAGAGCAACCGAUCUACUUCAGUUCGUAGCCUAAACCUGUUGAGUACAAAAAGACACAGAGCUAGAGAUAUAGAUAGAGACAGAGGUAAAGGAAGAGAGAGAGAGAGAGAAAGAGUGAGAAGUUGAGUGCAAAAAAAAAGGGGGGAAAACGAUCGUAAUAUCGAAGAACCAACAAAGAAGACUACGUGCGAAAUAUACGGAAUAUCCAAUCGCGCGACAUCGUGCAUCGAAGUUGAAGAAUUGACUUCAAGACGAGAGUUGGACAGACACCGCGAAUGUCAAUCCACAAACGACACUACGCCGUUUCUAAGUCGGGUCUCUAGGAUCCGGCUCGACGCAUCAACGAGAAUCAAAGUGCGACUAGUCGCGAAAGAAGCGCCAAUGUCGCGUGCAAGAAUUUCAUUGAUUAUCCGUUCGAAAAAGACUAGAUAAUCUCGAGCCCGCGUACACAUCUCUGGGGCAAGUAUAUAGUGUUGAGGAGAAUCGGAACGCGAGAGGGAGUAUCGCUCGCGCGAUUCCGAGAGGAUCCGAAACGAAAAAGGAUUACCACCGUCAAGUGGCGAGACUCGCCGUACGAGGGACGGACGUUAAGGUCGCGAUGACGUGGCGAGGAAGAAGAUGAGCGCCGAGGUGACGAAGGAGGUCGUCGCCACCGAGAGGGUCCCGACGAGCCCUCCGGCGGCGGUCGCGACCUCACCGGGCACGGUUGGCGCCGGCGACCUGUCCGCGCGGCAUCUGCCGCCCUUCAGCAGCUUCGCCGGCGACAAUACGAUGGAUACCUCGACAACGCUGACGACCCUCCACUCGCAAGACGUCGGCACGGGUCUGAUACCGUCCUGGGAGUACUACGAGGGCCUGACUGGACGGCUGAUCGACUCCCGCGGCGAGGUUUUGGCGAACCAAUAUCGACCAUGGGAGUCUAAGGGCGGUAUAGAGGGCUUGCCCAGCUUCGCCAGCCAAUUUACCGCUCCGAGCGAGGCCGAACCGCAAUUGACGGCGUUGACGCCACUAUCACCGGCAUCUAUCUCGCAUUCGCCGCCAGUCACGUCGGCCGUGGGUCUACCGAGUUUCCACACGCUCGGGACACCGCUUCCAGUACCUCACCCGCAUCGCGGAUCCGUCGGUUAUCCUCUGGUACCGGCACCGGUACAGGCUCGGGAGGUCCCGGCGCUUCAGCAGCAGUUAUUCGACGAGCGUCACAUACAGCUGUUGGGCUCCAAUCCGGCCCAAGCGUUUCCGCCGCCGGGUCACCCUCAUCAUACCGUGCUGACCGUGGUGAAGCCCGAGUAUCCGCAAUUGCACCAUGCGAAUUUUCAAAAUCCGAUGUCGACCGUGCUGGAUUCAUCGCCGACCUCGCGACCGAUCGGCAUCGACGGUCGUAAGAAGGAGCGCAGAAAAAUCCGCGCGGGUUCCAUGGAAUCGGAAGAUGGCGGGGGCGGUGGCGGUGGUAGCGGGAGCGGCGGUACCGGUACCGGCAACGUGGAGAGUUCCGGCCAGGUCGCAGCUGUAUCCUCCACCGCGAAUCGCGGCGUGCAUCAUCUCGGCGGUGGUAUGACUGACGGCGACGGUGACAGCGGCCUCGGGGACAAGCCGGCGAAGAAGAAGCGAAAGAGAUGCGGAGAGUGCAUAGGCUGUCAGCGCAAAGACAACUGCGGGGAGUGUGCACCGUGCAGAAACGACAAGAGCCAUCAGAUCUGCAAGAUGAGGAGAUGCGAGAAGCUCACGGAGAAGAAGCACCUGUACCACCUGCAGACUGGCGAAGGGGCGUUCCGAGAGCGCGGGAGGGGACGAGGCAAGGGUGCCACGAGGAGUUAUCGAAAGAUUGCACGGCAAGUUAGUACGCCUGACAGCGCACCAGCUGGUCUUGGUAGUCCGCAGGCUGGUAUCGGCGGUUUGCAACAACAACACCAGCAACAAACGCAACAACCUUUGCAUCAGGCAGAUCCCAUGCAGCAGACCAAGGACAAUCUCAAUCCCGCGGCGAACCAACAAACGGGCGCCUUGAGGAACGGCAACCCGCCACCACCCGUCGUUUCUAUGUCACCCGGAGUAAUGCCAUUUUACGGAGAUUCCGGUGCUGGCUUCCGACCCGCUGGUUUCGGAAACACAGUUUGGCAUCAAGGAGUCGGACCGGUUGGCGCCGUCGCAGUCGAAACGUCACCGGCACCGUGGCCACCUCAACAAUUCAUUCAACAGAUUUCCGCGCCAAAUCAACUUGAAGAAUUGAGGUAUCAUACUCAAUAUGGCGCCGCAACACCCUAUCAUCCUCAAACAGUCUCAUAUCAGCAGCAAACAUUCAUACCGGCGGAUCAGUCUGCAUUUCAACGAGCCGGGACGACGGGACAAUACACCAUCACGGGACAGCCCUCACCACUGGCUCCAGUUGGAGGACAAACAGUAGUUUCGACAUCUCAGAGGCAGUUGAAUGGACAAUUUGUAGAUCCUGCAGCUUCCGCUAAUCAAUCAGUUGCCUACGAAAGACAGGAUUAUGUAAAUGGCUACCAACAACAAGAAGUGACGAUGGCACCGCCUCCAUCGACAACGCCGACGAGUCGCAGCAGUUCGGUGCACAUGGAUAGUCAGCAACAGCAACAGGGAGGUCCACAGCAGCCAUCGCAACAGCAGCAGCAGCAGCAACAACAAACUCCCACGGAUACGCAAGUAAAAGGAUUCGCCACGAUUGCCGCCAGUAACGUGUCGGGAAACGAGAUGCCUGGGUAUCCACUUCAACCGGACCCACAGAGUUUACACAGCUCUAACGGAUAUCCAGGCUACGUGGAAAUGGGUCAACAAACGCAGAACCAAUGGCAAAUGGUUUCGCAGCAGCAACAACAUCAUCAACAAACGCAAAUGCAACGGCAACAACCAGCAGUUGACAAUAAUCAACAACAUAUAUGGUCAGAUACGAGCGGAAAAAUGAGCAACAAUGUUAACAGUAAUUUAAAUUGGCAAGAAAGAACGAUGCAACAGCAGUCGCAUCAUUCCCAACAAAAUAUGCAAGGUAAUAUAAAACAAGUGGAGCAGCAACAGGCUACUCAAAUGCAACAACAGGAACUGCCGAGACCGGCAAGUCACAUGAGCUGGGAGACUGGAAGCGUAAAGGAACCCCAAACACCACAAUCGUGGUCAGAGAACGCUGACAACCAGCAGCAACAAACUCAGGGAAACUGGUCGCGACAAAGUCCAAAGCUAAGGGAUCCACAAAAUUCACGGUUAACGCCAUCCAGUCAGCAGCAGUCGUCACAACAUCAGACGUGGCUGCAGCACUCUCCAAAACUAUCAGAUCAUAAUAGUGCUCAACAAAGCGCAAGAAUGACGCCUUCUAUCCAACAUAAUUGGCAGCAAAAUAGUCCGGAAAUGCAAGGAUCUCAGCAGAAUCCGAGACUUACGCCCUCAGGACAACAGCUACAACAGCAACCGCAACAACAACAACAGCAACAGCAGCAGCAACAACAACAACAACAACAACAACAACAACAACAACAAUGGACGCAGCAGACCAAAGUAGAGCAGAAUCCCAGACUCACGCCGUCCAAUCAAAUGUCAUGGCCCGACACGCCGACUAGUCAACCGAAUUGGUCACCAAAUAGCAUAAAAAGUGAUAAUAGUCAACAGCCACAGCAACAGUGGCAAGACUCGCAACCCAGUCCUAGACGAACUCCAAGUCAUCAAUGGCAAAAUCAGUUGACACAGGAGAACAAGUUGGACAAUCGAAUGUCCUGGUCACCAAAAUCGGUAUCGGAAAAUCAACCGAAUUGGGGGCAACAUACGACAAAGCAAGAUAUGCAAAAUUCUGGAGAAAGAAUUGCGUGGCAACAACAACAGCAAACAACGGUAGAUAUUAACAAGCCGAAUGGAUUUCCGGAGAAUCAGGAUAAUCCGGAAAAUAGUGUCUAUACUCAAUCUAAUCGAGUCAACCUUAAUAGUCGUCUAAAAUCGAUGAUCCUGAAUAAACAGCAGCAACAACAACAACAGCAACAAAUGCAGCAGCAGACAUUGCAGACUCAUCAACAUCAUCAGAUGCAAUCGCAACACAUUAAUAGUAACAAAGGAUCUGCUGGAGAAUAUUCAACGGAUGAUCAGAUACGCGAUGUGCAUGAGAAUAGCGAAAAGAUACAAGAAAAGCGCACGGAUCAUUUUAUUAAUCAAUCGAAUAUUAUUUCGAUGUCGCAAUCUAACGAGAACUUGACCGGUAAUUUUUUAUCGCAUAGCCACCACCCUCGGGUAGAUAGUUUGCCCGAUGGUGGUGGCUUAUGGGAAUGGACGGGAGGAGAACAUAAUCAUGAUAACAAUGAUAAUAACAAGGAUAACGGUAAUCCUGUAUUACCGUCAGAAAAUGGAAUGACAGCUCUCGAAAGCUUCAUGAAGCUUGCUACAGAAAAUAAGAAUGAUAUCAUUGAUCGAUCGUGCGAGAACAAAGAGAAAAAUCAACAAUCUUGGGAGACACAGAGGAAAGACAACGAAGAUCGAAACAUAGAUGACAAGUCUUUUCAGCAAAGAUUAUGCAUAGAUCAAAUCGCAGACACGUCUUUCGAGGAGUCUCAAAAGACAUCUGACAAUGAUGAAGUGAAAAGCGACAACCUAGAUUUCUUAAAGACGACAAGUAUUACUGUUCGUACGUCUUCCCAAGAUAUUGACAAAUGCGACUCCGAUCAUGCCAUCAAGCAGGAGAACACCGUGGAUUACAAUUGUAAUGGCGAUACGUCUAGCAUCGCCGAAAACGAAGAAAGCAGAAAGAUUGUUCCGGAUUAUAAAUUCCGCGGUGAUGGUGGUCCCGCAAAAGUAUCACCGGAAACCGGUUCGUGGUGCUGUCGAAGAGGUGGAACCAAACAACCGAGUCCCGAACAUCUAAAGGAUGGCUGUUGCCAGGGUCUUCAAACCAAGGAUGAAAUGUUGGCAGAUUCCCCGCAAGCAGCCGAGUUAAAAAACGAAGGGCCGCAUAGUCCGCGCACUCCUGCCUCCGCGGCAACCACGACGACAAAAUUGCAAGACCACUUGGACAAACUGAAGAAUAAUGUCAGGACCGAAGUACCGGACUGCAACUGCUUCCCUGCCGACAAAUGUCCGCCAGAGCCCGGCUCAUACUACACUCAUCUCGGGGCGGCUGCAAGCCUGCCUGAUCUUCGGAACGAUCUUGAACGAAGAACCGGCCUUAAAGGUGAUGCGAUAAGGUUCGAAAAGGUCAUCUACACCGGCAAGGAGGGUAAAACUACACAAGGGUGUCCAAUGGCCAAGUGGAUUAUCCGACGAUCUGGCAUGGAUGAAAAGAUCUUAACUAUCGUCAAACAUCGUCAAGGUCACAAGUGUGCAACUGCCUGGAUCGUUGUAGCUAUGGUUGCCUGGGAAGGAGUGCCAACUCACGAGGCGGAUCGAAUUUAUUCUCUCUUAACUCACAAACUCAAUCGAUUUGGUCUUCCAACGACUAGACGAUGCGGUACUAAUGAACCACGGACUUGCGCAUGCCAAGGGCUCGAUCCUGACAAUUGCGGUGCUAGCUUUUCCUUUGGCUGCUCUUGGUCGAUGUAUUACAAUGGCUGCAAGUAUGCUAGAAGCAAAACCGUCCGAAAGUUUCGACUGUCUGUACGAUCGGAGGAACAAGAAGUCGAGGAGAGAAUGCAUGUCUUGGCAACACUUCUAUCACCUUUAUAUCUUAGCCUCGCGCCGGAAGCCUUCAAUAAUCAAACUCAAUUCGAACGAGAGGCAAGCGAAUGUCGGUUGGGAUUUAAGCCAGGUCGACCAUUCUCUGGUGUUACAGCUUGCAUUGAUUUUUGCGCGCACUCUCAUCGGGACCUACACAACAUGAAUAACGGAUGUACCGUGGUAGUUAGCUUGACGAAACAUCGGGCAUUGUCAAAACCUGAAGACGAGCAGUUACAUGUACUACCUCUUUAUAUAAUGGAUGAUACAGACGAAUUCGGUUCAAAAGAAGGACAAGAAAAAAAGGUUCGUUCCGGCGCUCUUGAAAUUUUAUCCAAAUAUCCAUGUGAGGUUCGAGUUAGAUCGGUUCCGCUUCAACCUUGCAGACGUCAUGGUAAAAAAAGGAAAGAAGACGAAUCUGAUAUUUCGAAUGGUAAAAAAGAUACAGUCAAAACCUUCUCAGAAAAAAUGGUAGACGCUGGACGUUCAAUGGGGCACGCGGACUCUUCUAAACCACAAUUGAGAGAGUCGCAAUUAUCGCUGGAGAUGACGCCAAUGUUUGAAGGAAUUGAUGCGCAAUUACAAAGUUCUCAGGUAUCAUCUACGGUCUUAGAUAGUCCGGUAUCCAUGUAUCAAGGUUGGGGAUCGUACCAGACUGAGCAACAAGGAUGGAAUCGAAAUGGUUGGCUUGAACAGCGAAAAAAUAACUGGUUGAAUCCAUGGGGAGAUUAUCCCUCGUUUAGCGGUCUAGAAAGAGACAUCAAAGUAGAUCCAGAUAGUACUAGUUUAGAUCCAGAUAUCAGACCUAGGAGUACCGUUUCCCAAGAAGAGCAUAGACCGAGCUCAAGGAAUUUAGCUAACUCUACAGUGGAUUCAGCCAGAGGAUGUUAUGGAAAUUCAACUAGAACUCAUCCCAUUUCGCCUCGUUCUCAUGCGAAUGUAGAAACGUCUUAUAGUGCAUCAUCGAGAAGCUAUGCCUCGAUGCUUCACGAACCAAAGAUGAUUUCGUCGAAAGAGCUAGAACAUUCAAACGUGGAAAAUAAUUAUAAUCAUCAUAUGAUAUCUGGAAAUUAUCCCGUUUCUGAUAAUAGACAAAAUGACUGUUCUCCGAGAAUAGGUUCUCUCAAUUCAUCGUUCGAUGUGGAAACCACACAAAACGCUCCAUCCAAGAUAAAUCCGUCGCCAAAUAUUCAUCAUGUUCGCAACACGGGACAGGAUUACAUCGCUAAUCAAUUAAGAUUAUCAUCUCCUAGAUACACGGAUUCUAGUCAGAAAUAUUCAAACAAUACGCAAAAUUAUAUAGAUGCUGAAAAUGCAGCAAAAUUAUUGAGACCACAGACUGAGCAAACGUUCACAAAUAGAAUGCAACAUUCUUAUCCAUCGCAACAGAUGCAAUCACCCAUAAAUUCCGGCUAUCCAAAUCAAUAUGGCGACGGUAAUGCAGCAAAUUUAUUCUCUUGCGUAGACAAUAGUAAUCAUAAGUCAAUGGAUAUGCCAAGCACAGACAUUGUGAUGCAUAGUUCAUUGCAUUUGCCAACAUUUGAACAGCGAAAUGAUGCGCAAUGCUCAUUGAUGCCGAAUGAUCAACGAAAACCCAUUUAUCAUGCGCAAAGACAAUCGGAAUUAAAGCCCUUCGUGGUUAAUCAUCCUGUAUCCCCGUCUUCCAAUCAAGUUGUCUGUCCACGUAAUUGGAAUAUGACGAACUCAUGGGGUUGUAAUCAAGUUAAGAAUAUACAGCAAUCUAAUGAUCAGCAGAUAGGUGAUAAAAAAAUCUGGGCCAAUAAACUAACAAGGCCAGACCAAGCCAAGACUACUUCCUGGGAAACGCCAUCUGAACCGUCGCCAUUUCGAGUGCCAAAGGGAAGACCGCCCUCGCGAACAAUAUCGAAUCAGAAUGCAUCUACGGAACUCAAUACGUAUCCAAAUCCUUUAAACAAAACAUUUUUAAAACCAUCAGAAUCGGCAAAACCUAUUUUUGCAAAUGCUCUAAGUAACAGCUCAGUCCAAAAUGGAUGUUUACCCAAUCAAAUAAAGAAUAAUUACACAGAAGAUAAAAUGCGAGAAGGAUUCUACGAUGGUAGACAGGAAGUGUCUAAUUCCAAUUCGAAUUCUUUGGCUUGGGCCGAGGAGAUGAAACAAGUACAGGAUUUUCAUGCCAUGUCUGGUUUAAGUCACCAUACGUUUCCUCAAUAUGGAUAUCCGACCUAUCCAGUAUUCGAAAAAUCUUACGCAAACUCAUGGGAAGGUUACAAUUACAAUCAUCAGUCGUAUCAAACCCCGGAAUAUCCCCAACAGUUUUAUCAGCAACCAAAGCGCGAAGGCUGCUUCCACUCGUCUCAAUAUCCGUAUCAGGGCUUGAAUCCAACAUACCAAGGUUUGAAUUCCGGUUGGACGAGGUGGGACGCACCGCGGUGGGAUAUCUAUGGACCGCCACCUUACUUUCCGGUAAUACCGGAACCUCCGCCAAAAGCGGAGCCGCUUGGUGAAGUAGCGGACUAUUCUGAAAACGAGGAAUGCUUCAAAGAUCCGCAAAUGGGUGGUGUUGCGAUCGCUUUGGGUCACGGCAGCGUACUCUUUGAGUGCGCAAAGCACGAGAUGCAUGCCACCACCGCCUUAAAAAAGCCCAAUCGCCUCAAUCCAACCAGGAUUAGCUUGGUAUUUUAUCAACAUCGUAAUCUAAAUAGACCCAGGCACGGUUGGGACGAGUGGGAGGAGAAGAUGCGACUGCGAAAAUUGGGCGUCACGACGUCGACCAUCAGUAGUAUGUCAUCGUCGACGACCAAUCCAUCGACUUCAACCACUGCGACAAGUCCUAGCGGAUCCAUAAAUGGAAAAACAACACCACUUCCAUCACUAUCCCACAUUCCAAAUGUUCCCAGCUCACAGUUUAUGAUGAGAUCACCCACAUAUACCACGAUGACUUGGACGACGCUCUUCCCGAUGCACCCGUGCAUGAUAACUGGUCCAUAUCAGGAAGGCGGUGCGAUUGGAUGAGUCGAGGUUGGGCGAUACAACUUCGAUCGUUGAUGAUUGAAGCUUGUAUCGAGAGAAAUGCCAGAAAUCGAAUCUAACAAGAGGAUCUAAGAUGCAAGAUCCUGAUGAGAAUCGCGACGUCUCCGAUCGAGGAUGAGCGAUGAGGCGGCGACUUUACCACGAGAGGCUUUAUAUUGUUAUUAUCGUUAUAGUUAGUUAUUCCGAAAAAAAACGAGAAACACAAUUUGCACUGCCAUUUUUCUAUUUCGGAUUUUACGCAGGAUUUAAACAUAGCGACAAAAACGUGCUCGAAUAAAGCCUCAGGUGUGAUAUCACUCUUUAUCGGGGCUCGCAUUUUAUAUUGACUUUUUACUGAGCUGAACUUGACAAAGGCUCUCGCAAUCGAGCCGGAGGCUGCAAAAUUGAGAUGACAAUUGAUGAAUGACCGAGGCUAUUGACGUAUCAGAAAAGCUCCGAUGAAAGGCUACGCCUUGCGAAGACUUUGAUACGAUAGAUUUUCGUAUUCUGAUCCUGUACACUUUAAGUAAUAUCGCUUACAUAUAACGAUUUCGUGUUGGUAGAAUUGUAACCUUAUUAGCUAGUCGAAGUCUAGAUGAUGAAUCACGCGAUGUCACACGUAUACACAGAGCACACAUUAAGCGUAUUGCACACUCCAAACACUCAAAAAAACUUGCACGAUAUAAUCUCAGAAUUAUCGCACUUUCGAGAAAUUUCGUAAAAGAUAAAAAAGAAAAUAAAGAAAUAUUCAUCGUAUAAGAAAUAUCAAUUAUUUGAAUUAAAUAUACAAUGAAACUGCUGGAUAAGAUAUCUUGAUUGGA